GUGACCAGUAAACGCGGAAGUGAAAGGCCGAAGUAAACAUUCAUGUAGCCGACUUGCUCGUGCACUUCUCUUCAACAGAGGAAGUCAUCGGAGCUGUUUCCCACUCCGUGCCGCGUGACUUGACGGCCAAUCGUCAAGAUGGAGAAAGCGAAAAUGUCGCGUUCAUGGUUCAAGUCUCUCCUCAUCUGCGUCACUCUCGUAAGCAGCCAGAUCGGCGACAACGGGGCUUUGGCCAAAUCGAACAGGAGACCGAACAUCGUUCUGAUCCUCACCGACGACUUGGACAUCGCCAUGGGGGGCAUGACUCCACUCAACAAGACCAAGAAACUCAUCGGUGACGCGGGCAUCUCCUUCACCAAUGCAUUUGUGGCCAGUCCGCUGUGCUGCCCCAGCCGCGCCAGCAUCCUGACGGGCAAAUACCCGCACAACCACCACGUCAGCAACAACACGCUGGAGGGCAAUUGCAGCAGCGUGGCGUGGCAGAAGAGUCAGGAGGCGCACACCUUUCCCGCGCUGCUCAAGAACCUGGCCAGUUACCAGACCUUCUUCGCCGGGAAGUACCUCAACCAGUACGGCCACACGGAGGCUGGCGGAGUGGAGCACGUUCCUCUCGGCUGGAGCUACUGGGUGGGACUGGAGAAGAAUUCAAAGUACUACAACUACACGCUGUCGGUGAACGGCAAAGCUCAGAAGCACGGGGCCGACUACAGCAAAGAUUACCUGACGGACGUGCUGGCCAACGCGUCGUUGAACUUCCUGCAAUCCAAAUCCAGCUCCCAGCCCUUCUUCAUGAUGGUGUCCACGCCGGCCCCCCACUCGCCGUGGACGCCGGCCCCUCAGUACCAGGACCGUUUCAACACUACCAAGGCGCCCCGGGACCCAAAUUUCAACGUCCACGGCAAGGACAAACACUGGCUGAUCCGGCAGGCCAAGACGCCCAUGAGCAACUCGUCCAUCGCCUUUCUGGACGACGCCUUCAAGAAACGGUGGCGCACCUUGCUGUCCGUGGACGACCUGGUGGAGAAGAUUGUGAGCAGCCUGGAGGCCAGAGGGGAACUGGACAACACCUACGUCUUCUUCACGUCGGAUAACGGAUACCACACUGGUCAGUUUUCUCUGCCUCUGGACAAGCGGCAGCUGUACGAGUUUGACAUCCGCGUUCCUCUCAUGGUGCGAGGACCAAACAUCAAAGCCGGCCAGAGCAGCCAGUUUCUGGUGGCCAACGUGGACCUGGGGCCCACCAUGCUGGACCUGGCGGGAGUCAACGUCAGCAAGACGGAGAUGGACGGCGCCUCCUUCCUGCCCGUCCUGGUGAGCCGCCAUCUCGUCGCCACUGUUGAGCCUUUCAAUGACCGCCGUGGCUUUCAGGAGGGCAAGGUCAACGGCAGCUCGUGGAGGAGCGACAUCCUGGUGGAGUACGAAGGAGAAGGACGCAACGUCUCCGACCCCGCCUGCCCCCUGCUGGGCCCCGGAGUGUCCGAGUGCUUCCCAGACUGCGUGUGCGAGGACUCGUACAACAACACGUACGCCUGCGUGCGCACCGUGGCGCCCUCGGCCAACCUGCAGUACUGCGAGUUCGACGACGACGAGGUGUUUGUGGAGGUCUACAACUUGACGGGGGACCCCUUCCAGCUCAGCAACAUCGCCAAGACCAUCGACCAGGAGGUCCUGGAGAAGAUGAACCAUCGGCUGAUGAUGCUGCAGUCGUGCGCGGGGCGGACCUGCCGCACGCCCGGCGUCUACGACGCUCGCUUCAAAUUUGAGCCCCGCCGGAUGUUCAGCGGCCACACGUGGAAGCAGAGCAGACUGCGGCAGAAGAUCAAGUGAAAAGGACGACUCUGCAAACGCAGGAUUCCCCCCCCCCCCCCCCCUCCUUCUUGUUGCCUUGUUUGGGAGUCGUAUUCACACACAAUUUGUUGCGUUGUUCACGAAAGAAAAGUUCACUAUUUGAACUUGAAGGAGCCCAAAGAUUUGAAUUCUGUUGAACGGAGCCAAGAGACUCUCUUUCUCAUUUUGCUACUGAUUUUUCUUGUUGAAAGUUUUAUUCUGAAAGACUGAUGCAAUGCACGUUCUUAAACUUUUGGGGUCCAGGAGGAAAUUUCCUCAUCAUCCUUUUGCCAAUUAAGCAGAAGCCGUACAUGCCAGAGGAAUUUGAAAAUCACAAAUUGUCCAUCCAAUUUAUUUUAUAUCAAAAGUAGCGAGAACACGGCUUUCGUUUAUAGGAACAUUUAUUUGUAAUCUUUUGAGAAAGUUGCUUAUUUGAUUAGAAAAAAAGGUUGUCACAAUUGCAAAUUAUUUGUUGUCAUGCUAUGAAAAAGUGGCAUUUUUCUCUCUCCGUUUUAUAAGAAAAAAGUAUUUUCUGGAUAAAAGCCGUUUAAAAAAUAAAAAUACAAAAAUAGUCAUCUUACAAGAUUAGUCCUAUUUUUUUAUAUGAAAGUGAGUUUCAGAAGGGAGAUUGACAGAUCUAUUCUCACAAUAUUGCACCUUUUACUCUGGAAAAGAAAAUCGAGAGUAUUCUGAGGAAAAAAAAGCCUUAAAAAUAUUUUUUUCUUCCAAUAUUCAUGUCAUCUUUUAACUGGCAAUCACUAAGUUUGUGGACCCCAGUUUGAGAAGCGCAGACAACAACGGAACAAAACUUUCCCGACUGUGAAAUCUUUCCUUUGAUCGAAUGUUUGGUGUUGACAUUAACUGCACUUUUUCUCGUCGUGCUUUAGCGCAAAUAAAAUGGAUUUCAUCCGUGAA
This is a messenger RNA of Syngnathus acus (greater pipefish), 2742 nucleotides long. It is a transcript of the gene gnsa, whose product is annotated as glucosamine (N-acetyl)-6-sulfatase a. The coding region runs from base 139 to 1827 and encodes 562 amino acids. The transcript is spliced from 13 exons. The record is from RefSeq and is a predicted model, not a curated record. Gene Ontology annotation, biological process: glycosaminoglycan metabolic process. Gene Ontology annotation, molecular function: glycosaminoglycan binding; N-acetylglucosamine-6-sulfatase activity. NCBI's taxonomy places the organism in Eukaryota, Metazoa, Chordata, Actinopteri, Syngnathiformes, Syngnathidae.